This is a messenger RNA of Anoplophora glabripennis (Asian longhorned beetle), 2203 nucleotides long. RefSeq names its product protein PTCD3 homolog, mitochondrial. The coding region runs from base 129 to 2111 and encodes 660 amino acids. Gene Ontology annotation, molecular function: protein binding; ribosomal small subunit binding; rRNA binding. Gene Ontology annotation, biological process: mitochondrial translation. The record is from RefSeq and is a predicted model, not a curated record. The transcript has 7 exons. Gene Ontology annotation, cellular component: mitochondrion. Lineage: Eukaryota; Metazoa; Arthropoda; Insecta; Coleoptera; Cerambycidae.
AAGUCAAAUUUUGAAACUUUUUUAGGUUAGAAUUAAAAAAAAUAAUUUAUAAAUAUAUUGUGAUUAUAGAUAUCACUUUUAAUAUAAGAAAACGUAAACACUGUAAUUUAUUUAUUAUUUCUUACACCAUGAGUAAUAUAUCAACAGUACUGCUGAAAAGAUUGAAAAACUUGAAACAAGCAAAUUACGUAUCAUCUUUGUUAUGUCGUAACUUUUCCCAGUCGGCAGAAGUGGAUGAAAAAAUUGAAAUACCCAAGAGAAUUCCCAGGGGACCGACAGACAUUUUAAGGGCCUUAGAAAGUACCAUAUCUCGCGACCCAACAGCAGCACAUUACAAAUACCAUGAUGACCCCUAUCUCAUACCAAUGUCAAACGUUGGUAAACGUACUUUUGCUAUGGCUCAAGAAGCAGGAAGAAAAGCUGCACAUUGGAUUAGACAAGAACAUGCUGACGUUUUCAACCACAGAGAGGCAGAUCCUGUAAUCAAAGCUUUUUUACCUCGAGUUGUAUAUAAUGAAAACAGUGAAGUUACCGAGGAUGACCUGAAACAAGUUAUAGAAGAUGUUCAGGUGGCCGAUGCCUAUUUUGUCUAUAAACUAUUGAAAAGCAAGGGAGUAGAGAUUUCAAAGAAGACUGAACAGGAUUUGCUGGAGUUACUUUGUUAUUUUAACAGUGAAAAUACACUGUCGGAGGAGUUUAUUGAGGAACGGUGGUUUAAGCAAAGUUCCCGUUCCAAGGAACGCCAACGAAAAACUUGGAAGGACGGUAGUCUUGCUGAAGAAGUAUUCAUCAGUAUAGAGAAUCCUACAGGUGAAACAUAUUCAGCAAUUAUUCAAGGCAUGAGUAAGCACUUUCAAGUUGACAGGGCUCAUCAGUUGUUCGAGGAGGCCCAGGAAAAAGGCAUUGUAUUAAGUACGAACACUUACAACUGUUUAAUACGUGUAGUAAAUUUCUUGAAAGAAAGUUACGACUUGAGAUGGAAUUUAGUAGUCGAAUUGCUUUCUGGAAUGAAUAAUGCUGGACUUCGACCGAAUUUAGGUACCCUGAAUGCUGUUUUACAAGCUCUUAGUACCAUGGGUGGUGGCAAAAUAGCAAAAGAUAAUGCCUUAAAAACCCUCAGAGAAUUUAAAGAUCUCGGUAUCGAACCGUCAUUAGCGUCGUACUAUUACGUUCUGAUAACGUUUUGCAAGGAACGUGGCCCCAAGAGCACAAUUCUUUACGAUAUCAUGACGCAGGUCGAAAAUAAACAACACAAGAUAAGGGAUUUAAACGAUACUAAUUUCUUCAUCAGCGCUAUGGAUGUAUGUAGGAACCACUUGAACGAUAUAGAACUGGCUAAGAGAAUCGACAAACUUCUUCACUUCGGCAACAAUUACGAUCUCAUCGGUGAUUCUUACAAAGAGUCAAUUUACUAUCGCCACUAUUUCAUUCUCUUGGUUACUUAUUUACCUCUAGAAGAAUUUAUGUUGGAAGUGUAUGAGAAACUGGUACCUAAUAUUUACGUACCGGAACCCAGCGUUAUGGGAGAAGUUUUGAAGCAGGUGGAUUUGAAUGGCGCCGUCGAGUAUGUGCCUAAAUUGUGGUCUGACAUGACGGUAUUCGAUCAUACAGGAAGGGAGAAUCUUGUAGGUAUGAUGUUGAAUAUUAUGGUAAACAACGGACCAGCUCCCAAUCCGGAAUUGAAGGAAAGGUUUUCUUAUGUCGCUUGGGAAAUUUACAAUAAAAUCGAGGGUCAGGACGAGAAUAAAUUCAAUAAGAUAAUUUGGACUGGAGAGCUCCUGGGAAAAAUUAUGACACUUGUCUUGCAAAAUAACGAGUUUAGCAAGGCAUGCCAAGUAAUGGAAAAAUUAGAUAAAGGCCAUGGUAGUAUUGUGGGAGUUCCUAAAUUUGAAGAUCUUUCUUUAUUUGUAGACAAAUGCAUUGAGGACAAAGCCCCUAGCCGAGCAAUUACAUGUAUUCAGUAUUGUGCCGAUAACGGUUUUCCAGACGCAAAAGCUUUAGCGGCAAAACUGGAUGAAAAGCUUACAUUGACCGAGGAACAUUUAAAAGACCUUUCCAAAAUUGUUGGGAACUCUGAACUUGCUAGUAAAUCAAGUGUAGCUGUAGAUUAAAUGUGUAUUUUUUCAUGUAACAGUUUUUUUUUUACUUACAAUGCUUUAUUAUAUUAUUUUUUAAGUGUUUUUAGAAAUGUACUUAUUUAAGU